GACGCCUUCAUCCUUUGCCACCAUUCUUUGUUCUCAUUAUACAUACAUUUGUUUGCCGUGCAUCCCAAUCGAACGCGGCAGUAUACCACUGGAUACACUAUCAAGAUGUAUCGCGAUAUCGCCACCCACGUCUACAAGCGCGCCGUCGAUGACGGCGCCGUCUACCAAUUACCUGGCUGGGCUUUUGGCUUGAUCAUCCUGGACUUCAUUGUGUUCCUGCCGUUCCUCUUCAUCAUCGGGUACACAUUCAACAAUGUCUUCCCGGUAAUCGCAAUGGUCGAGGACCCAUCUCCUCCAGCUUACGAACCCGUCUCCUUGAACGCCGAAACCGAUUCCCUCGCCGAGGACAAUGCCCCCAUCGCCGACGAGUCCGCACGCAGUGGUCAGGACACCCGAGCAAUUAGCUCGAGCUUCCGCGGACUACACCGCACCAUCAUCGCUAUCUCCGGAUGGCGAUCUUAUUUCCGUGGCCUGGCUUGCUGGCUUGCCCUGACCGUCUCGACUAUGUUUGUUUAUGGCAUCGUCAGCGCUGUCCCCUUCGUCCCUGCCAUUGUCGCCGCCAUGAUCAGCGCCAUUGCUCUUGUCCAGCUGUACGCCGCUUGGAACCAUAUCGUUAUUUCCGUACCUUCGGAAAAGCCAUUUUACCAGCGCCUCCCUCCUUUCAAGAAGGCUUUCCAGGCUUGCGCUCUGCCGACCGUCCUCUACUUUGUUGCCUUGGAGAUUCACACAUGGUUCCCCAGGUUCCUUGCCGGCGUCUUGGGCAUGACCACCUGGGAUUAUUCCUCGAACCCCGGUCAAGUCCCCCAGCCAAAGGCGAGCGACAGCUGGAAAGGCUUGAUCAUCUUCAUCGUCUCCAUCGCCAUUACUAUAUUUGUCACGAUCCCGGCCCACGUCGUCCUCACCCGCACACAGGCAUCUCUUUUGCCCGAGGAGGAUGAGACCAUCGUGCCAUUCGACCGAUCUUUCCAAGGAAAACUCGAACCCGCCAUCGUUGGUGGUAAGGGCUAUGUCACCAUUGUAGAUGCUUGGCAGACAUUCUCUCGUGCCUCGUGGGUCAGACUCGUCAAGCUCUACGUCAAGCUCUUCUUGGUCAGCUUGGCUGUCUACUUCGCCUUUGCGCUCAUCCUUGUUCCCGAGGCUCUCCUCAUCGCUCGCAGCACUGAGAAAGCUCAGUAGACUUUGUAGGACAUAUAAAAGAGCCAGAUU
Molecule: messenger RNA, 1206 nt
Organism: Truncatella angustata
Lineage: Eukaryota; Fungi; Ascomycota; Sordariomycetes; Amphisphaeriales; Sporocadaceae
Product: ubiquitin carrier protein
Exons: 1
Coding region: 106-1176 (356 amino acids)
Source: RefSeq, a predicted model, not a curated record